AUUUCUCAUCCGGCAGUCGGGUAAAGAUGGCGUCUCCCAGGAAAAGCUUUCCCCUCCUGGUAUUUGUUCUGAUCUCAUCUCUCGGCCAAGGAUUUUGCCAAUCAAAAACUCUGCUUUAUCCAUAUGGACCGUCUCAAGGCGACAAAACUACUCCGGUGGAAGACGACGGGACUUCCGGUGAAGUUCCCAUUUCUGAGGAAUUUAAGUUCUUCAGUAACGGAUACAGAUCACUUUACGUUAAUAACAAUGGGGUGAUUUCCUUCAAAACCGCCGUCUCCCAAUACACCCCCGAUGCUUUCCCGCUGACUGAAGGAGAAACGUUUGUCACCCCAUUCUGGGGAGACGUGGACAAUGAUCUCGCCGGAAUGGUUUACUACCGGGAGAGCAAAGACGCCGAUCUGUUGAAUACGAUCACCAAGGACAUGGAGAAGCACUUACCAGACCUGCAUUAUGCCGCCACCUGGGCGUUCGUAGCCACGUGGGAAAACGUCGCUUAUUACGGAGCAGCAUCUAAAAAGACCAACACGUUCCAAGCCGUGCUGACGACCGACGGGUACAGGUACUUUGCAAUCUUGAAUUACGAGAAAAUCCAGUGGACGACGGGAACCGCAAGCGGUGGAGAUCCUGAAACUGGAUUGGGAGGAACACCAGCACAGGCUGGAUUUAACAGCGGAGAUGAUACUCAUUAUUUCAAUAUCCCCGGAUCCCGAACUCCCGAAGUUUUGAACAUCAAGUCUACUUCUAACGUUAACUAUCCAGGACGCUGGAUCUUCAGAGUGGACAAUUUUGAGGUCCCCGGUGGAUGUGUCUUCCAAGCAAAUUUUGCCAUGGAAGGAGAAGAGUUUUGGAAGGACUCUACUUGUACCACCAAAUGCAAUUGCAAUAGCAGCGGCAACGUCGCCUGCGUUGAUGAGGCCUGUCCUCAGGGCGCCACCUGCGAGCCAUCUGGAUCGUUCUUCAAAUAGCAAGAGAAAGAACAAGAGAAAGAACAAGAGAAAGAACAAGAGAAAGAACAAGAGAAAGAACAAGAUCAAGAGGAAAUUUGCCUCUAAAAUCCUGACACUGCUGAAUUAUUAUGAAAUUUAAAGGGAUGUUAUCCACCUUCCUAGGUAUUUCUGUCUGUAAUUUAAAAUGUAAUUUGAAUAAAAUCUGAGAAGGUCAAAGAUAAAUUAUUAGGGUUAAUGAUGGUGUCCCUUAUCAAAGUGAGGAGCCCAGAUGCCUUCUCAAGUAGGUUCUCCUAGGCUUUUCAAGUAGUAGCUCUCAUCGUGUAACGUCCUUGCCUCUCGGCUAAGGCUCCCAAGAAUAAUUAAGAAAAUCCAAGUGGAGGUUCACGGGCAUCAUUUGGUGGAGGGAGAUAUUUUUGCCAUUUGCUGAAUACACUUACCUGUUACAAGGCAGAGAUCCAGGAAGGAAUUUAAUGUCCCUUUUAAUCUUAGGACAUAGACCCUUUUUAGUAGUCAACCAUUUAGUAGUGAACCUUCUUUAAUUCACUCAUUAGCGUAGAAUUAUGUUAAAAUAUAAAUUCUUCAAACAUUCCAUAUGCCCCAACCCAAACUUCAACAUUCUUCUUAAAUGUAAACGUAGAUGAAAUAAAAUAUGGAUUAUCA
Spea bombifrons (plains spadefoot toad) is the source of this 1607-nucleotide messenger RNA. Its product is annotated as alpha-tectorin-like. Gene Ontology annotation, biological process: cell-matrix adhesion. The coding region runs from base 27 to 965 and encodes 312 amino acids. The transcript has 8 exons. The record is from RefSeq and is a predicted model, not a curated record. Lineage: Eukaryota; Metazoa; Chordata; Amphibia; Anura; Pelobatidae.